GAGCACAGCCGCCAAGGCGCCGAGGAGGAGUCCUCCUGCUCCCCCUACCCCCUCCCCGGCACCCCCUUCUCCUCCUCCCCUCGCCGCAUGGAUCCGCACGGAUCCGUCAGCGGAGGGGUCUCUAGCACGCCGGCGGCUCGACUUCGAGGGGGAUCUGCUUUGAGCGGGGUCAAUGGCCGGGGAGUCGCGCCGGACGAUGCGUCACGGCGGGCGUUCGCUGCGGCGGGCGUGAGCGAGGCGAGGGACGGCGGCGCCGGUACUAGGGGAGGACGGGGGACGUCGGCACGUCACGACGGUCGUUCAUUGCGGAGGCGCACAUGGAGCGGGGCGCUACGGGAGGGGAUGACGGAGGUGGAGGGGGAUGCAUUGUAGGGGACGGUGCGGGCGGAACACACCUUCCCAGGGCGGGCUCCGGGGGCCACCUGCAUGUCGCUGGUGGCGCAGCGCAUGCCGGCGUCGGGGUGCGCGGCGUGGCCCAUCGUGCGCAACUUCGGCAACCCGCAGCGAUACACGCACUUCGUGCGCACCAGUGCGCUCGUGGCCGGCGACGAGGCCAGCAUCGGCAAGGCCUGGGAAGACACCGUUGUGUCUGGCCUCCCGACCUCCACCAGCUCCGAGCGCCUCGAGAUACUCGACGACGGCCGUCAUAUCCUCAGCUUCAGCAUCGUCGACGGUGAGCACUGCCUCUGCAACUACCGCUCCGUAUCCUCCGUCACCGAGAUCCUGCUGGGCCCCUACCGUGCUGUCGUCGAGUCCUAUGUCGUUCCUGAUGGCUAGCGACACUGGUGCUCAACAGGGGAAAAACUCAAGUGGCGGGUGCUCUCAACAAGAUGGCGUUGCGCUCAUAUUUUUACAUUUCGUCUUUAUACCUCAAAUACAAUUAUGUUCUCAUCCAGAUCAAUGUGGAAACAUAUUCAUCAUCUGGGAACUAGACCAUAAGUACUACUCCAAAACUGGGAGAUUCCUCCGUUUUCAUCUAUUUACUUCAAUUUUCAUCUUA
This is a messenger RNA of Hordeum vulgare subsp. vulgare (domesticated barley), 1000 nucleotides long. RefSeq names its product abscisic acid receptor PYL9-like. NCBI's taxonomy places the organism in Eukaryota, Viridiplantae, Streptophyta, Magnoliopsida, Poales, Poaceae. The record is from RefSeq and is a predicted model, not a curated record. Gene Ontology annotation, biological process: abscisic acid-activated signaling pathway. The transcript has a single exon. Gene Ontology annotation, cellular component: nucleus; cytoplasm. Gene Ontology annotation, molecular function: abscisic acid binding; signaling receptor activity; protein phosphatase inhibitor activity. Bases 427 to 777 code for a protein of 116 amino acids.